AAGUUCAGAAUUUGGGAGUAGAGAGUUGCUGAAGCCCACCAUCAUGAGUGCUUGUGACCUGGGCACACAUACCAUCAUACACACACCUCCUACAUAGACCCCUCUUCUACCAGGACAGGGAGCCAAACUGAUUAGUAUCUAUCACUGCAGGAAAUAGUGGCUUGGAAAUGGACAUGCUCCAGGACCUUGAGUCCCUGCAGUUUGAGUAUGGGGUUCCAGAGGAAGAUCGUAUCUGGCUGUAUUUGCAGGGCCGUUCUCGGGGACUGAUGAUAGAAGCUUGUGCCCAUGCAACCUUCUUCUGCAAACUAUUAUAUAAUUUGAGAGCAUCAUUAAAUGAGAAUCAAAGUUCCAGACAUCUCUCAAUUGACUCCCUUAAUUCAGCCAGUCCUGAAGAGUUUAAGGUGGGCAUCAUUGGAGGUGGCCACCUUGGGAAGCAGCUGGCUGGCACACUGCUGCAGCUCGUCCCCGUCCCUGCUGAAAGCCUGCGGAUCUCCACUCGGAGGCCAGAGGCUCUGGGUGAGCUCCAGAAGCUGGGAAUCAAAUGCUUUUACCACAAUGCUGAUCUGGUGAGUUGGGCCGACGUGAUAUUCCUCUGCUGCUUGCCAUCUCAGCUGCCUAAUAUCUGCGUAGAAAUUCACACCAGCCUUGAGAAGACCAGCAUUGUGUACAGCUUUGUAGCUGCCGUCCCACUACCCAGGCUGAAACUACUGUUGAACCACACCAAUAUCUUGCGGCCUCAGUAUCAGUAUGGUGAAGAUUCUGUCAGCAUCUGGGGGGCCAAUAAGAAAGUCAUAGCUGCUCUCCAAGAUCCUACGAUUCUUCAAGCUACCUGUCCCUACAGUCCUGCUGGGGGAAUAAUCCUUAAGAUCAAGUGGUUGGAGGGAGUGUUUUAUGCGGCCCUAAACAUAUGCACAGCAAGAAACAUGGCCCACUCCCAAGUGCUGCAGCUUCUGAGUGAACUCUUUCUCUCCGUGCACUUUGAAGACUGUGGGAAAGACACAGCAUCUUGCCCAAAGUUUCAAUUAACAGAUUUUGUCAGCAAAGCCUAUGGCAAGAACUUGUCUCAGGAAAGGCCUUUCCCCUGGUUUGAUCUGACUGCUGUGCAACUCAAGAAAACUCCGUUUAGCCAGCAUCUCUCAAGCAGUCCUGUUCUCCAAGACCACCUCACCCAUCUGUACUGUGCUUCAUUUGGCAUCUCUCUAACCAAAGAACAGCCAGUCGUUUCCACAGGCUCUCCAUCCCAAUAAGAGAACUCGGGAAUCAGGAUUUUUUCCCACUCACAGAUUUUCCCUACAAUAUUAUGCCCUGAUUAUCACAAUUGACUGUGGGAGUCUUGUGACUGUAUUGUGUUUGCCACAUGAUAGACAUCAGGAAUUAGAAAACUGUACUGAUGAGGAAAACGUAGAAUAAAACAAGUGGUCCUAUCCAUCAAUAUGUAUCUGGCUUUCAGAAGCAACUAGUGAAACUACACAACCUAACUUAAGUAAGCUGCUCCCGCAGAAAAGCCUUAUUAAUACAAAUUAUUUCUCUUCUAAAAUUCAAGAAGUUAUAAUGUUAUAAGUUUUAGACAAUUACAUACUGCAGCUUCUUUUCCAAUAAAUCAAAUUUCAAUCCAUUUGCCAGCAGUAGGUAGCUGGAAAAAGAUAUAGUUUGAUUUUCUCACAAUUUUGGAUAGGGAAGUGAAGGUAUGGUAAACCAUCUUAAUUGAAUUAUGGCUUCUGUCAUGCUUACUUUGACUAUAUAUGACUGUUCUGGUACUAUCGUAUUUACAGCUGUUCCCAUUUAAACCAUUUAAAAAACUGGUAUUUAAUGGCUAAAACUAACUUUGCAAAAUAUAGAUCUGUAUUGCAAA
Rhinopithecus roxellana (golden snub-nosed monkey) is the source of this 1852-nucleotide messenger RNA. RefSeq names its product NADP dependent oxidoreductase domain containing 1 (gene NOXRED1). Gene Ontology annotation, biological process: L-proline biosynthetic process. NCBI's taxonomy places the organism in Eukaryota, Metazoa, Chordata, Mammalia, Primates, Cercopithecidae. The record is from RefSeq and is a predicted model, not a curated record. Gene Ontology annotation, molecular function: pyrroline-5-carboxylate reductase activity. The transcript is spliced from 6 exons. Bases 168 to 1247 code for a protein of 359 amino acids.